CCGACGAACUGCGCUAGAGCCGCGCAACAAGAAACCGACUGUCUGGCCACCAGAGCGCCGCGUUAGCCCAAUCCAACUGUGAGCGCGGCAGCGGUCCGGCGCAAGAGACGGCGAAAUUGUGGCCUUGUAGCCGCCCACGUGUCAACGACUCCAAAAAUCAACGGCGACCACUCACGAUGAAUCCCAGGGGCUCGGCCAAGAAGACGGGCCGCAAGCGGCCGCUGGAUCCGUAUUUGUACUUCAAGAGGCAGCCGUUCUACGAAGUCCUGGGCGCACUCUUCCCGCCAAGGUGCCUCAAGAACGGUUGGCGCGCCAAAACGCAGAGGUAUCUGCACUUCCGGUUCCUGCCGCAGCAUGUGACUGCUAUUUUGAGGUCCUUGACGUGUAAACCGGCAUCAAGGGCAGAAUUCGGGGUACAAGUGCACCUUCGGUUCCGUUUGUUCCAUAAGCACGAACAGGACGACAACUACCCUUACGAUUUGAGCGUGACGGUCAACGACCAGCCGUUUCCAGUGCCAGCUUCAAUUCCCGUCUUUUCCUCCGGCUGGCUGACCGGACGAAUAUGCCUGCCGAUCAACAUCCUUCCUGCCUGUUCUCUGGAUCCUUCGGUAGAAAACAAGGUUUCGGUGUCCUGGUGGUCCGAACACGGCCCUCAGUACGUCGCCGGUGUGUUCCUCGUCCGGAAGAAGCCGGUAGCGACGAUUCUUGACGAGCUGCGCCAGAGUAGCAUGCAGAAAGCGACUCUGACGAGAGCGUUGGUCGAGAAGAUGGUGCAGCGCGAGACAAACUGCGACGACGUCACGGUAACGAGCGUGGACGUUUCACUCACGUGCCCCCUGAGUCAGAAGCGAAUGCAAAUUCCGUGUCGCGCAAUAGAAUGCACGCACUUGCAGUGCUUCGACGCGACCAGCUACCUGGAGGCAAACGAGGCACGGCCCACGUGGACGUGUCCCGUGUGUGGCAAGUGGGCCGACCUCCCGUCGUUGGUCGUCGACGAGCUGUUUGUCACCAUCGUUGCGGAGGCGCCCGCUGACUGCGACACCGUUGUUUUCCACCAUGACGGGUCCUGGACUCCGUGGGCGGCGCAGGAGGAGCUUUCUGACCGCGGCGAUAGCGCCAGCACUUCCGCCAACGAGCAGCAUACGGUUAUUGACCUUACCGUGGAGUUUAUUGACCUCACCGAGGACAGCGACGGUGACCAGGCGGAGGGUGGCUAUGCUGGCGUGUGCCUUCUUCCAGAACAUGCAAACACUGGGUAUGGCCCUGGUGAGACGCUCAGUACUAGUCCACCCCCUCUGCCCCCACCCCCUUUGCCCCCUCUGCCCCCACCUCCUCUGCCGCCAUUUCGUAUCAUCGGUGAUGACGUUUAUUCAGCGCCGGACUUUGGGGAAGCCGCGAACGGUGCCGGCAACAAAUUUGAUCUGCGCAGAAUCAUAUUGUGAAGGGCGUAGCAUAUGUGUUCCUCGGUGGCCUUCUGCUCUGGUGAUGUGGGCGCUACGCGUUACUCUGACUCGUUCCUUUGGCGAUGUUUCCAGGUGCUGCACCAACAUUGGCGCGCCUCUUGAGAUGCAUUGGCUCGUAUAAUUGUCUCUGUAUUUAAAGUGCCCAUGGAUCUUGACCCGUUUUCAUGUGCGGCAUAUUUUUUAAUUAAUAUUAAUUGCAAUGGUGCAUCCCGUGUACCGUACAUAUAUUAUUUCCGAGUGCUGUUCCGUUCUUUUUAUCAUUUUCCCCCUCAUAGUUUCGACGGCUGUAGAUAGUCGUCUUUCGCGUCGAAAAAUCGAAUUCUGAUAGCAAAUUAAAUCCGGAUUAUUUAUCAGCUCGUUCUAGUAUCGCGCGUAUAGCGAGAAAUGUGCUAAGUGCUGCAUCUCUACCCCCCUCUCCCCUAGACUUUGGCUUGAAAUGGGGCAACUGACUUUCUUAUUUAACAGAAUGGCUAUACGUGUGCCGGCGUUCGUGCUUUUGUGUCGUCAGUUGCCGAAAGAUAAAUCAUCAUUUUGCUGCCUC
Messenger RNA from Dermacentor andersoni, 2004 nucleotides. Its product is annotated as E3 SUMO-protein ligase PIAS3-like. Gene Ontology annotation, molecular function: zinc ion binding; SUMO ligase activity; transcription coregulator activity. Lineage: Eukaryota; Metazoa; Arthropoda; Arachnida; Ixodida; Ixodidae. The record is from RefSeq and is a predicted model, not a curated record. Gene Ontology annotation, biological process: protein sumoylation; regulation of transcription by RNA polymerase II. Gene Ontology annotation, cellular component: chromatin.